GCAUACACAGGCACAUAUGUAUAUUUGUACAGACCAACAAACACUAACAAUGGUCUCACUAAAUUAACACAAGCACAAUUCGUACUUCCCCUUAUUAAGACCUGAGAAUGUAUCUGUUACCCAUCAACACAUCCAGCACUGGCAAAUCAAAGGGGCAGAUAUCCAGCCCAAUCAACGAUGCUGGAAAAGGAUUAAGCUGUAUAACAUUCUUGUUCCAGCCGCCCGGUUAACUUGGACUGGGUGGCAGCCGCCCCCGCAACCUGGGCCUGGACCCAGAUAAGCGGCAGAUGAUGACAUGACAUGACAUGACAUUCUUGUUCCAUCGGCUUGUAACAGUACUAAAUACUGAGAAGAAAACUUUAUAUGCUCGCUUGAUCUGACAACUAAUGUAUUUUAAAAGUAACUUUUUUUAAUCAAGCAAGCGCUUUGCUUGUGGUAAAUAAUCAUUCUUGGAAUCAUCAUGGAAAAAUGUACCUUGCCAGGAUUACCUAGAGAACCACAGUAUUUCAUGUCCUUAUUGGCCCAUCUCACAGAUAGAAGCUCACAUGUUAGCAGCCAGUUGUGACAUACCAGCUUGGAAAGGCAGCCCCUGUUGCCAUGACGCUCUCAACACCCUAAAAUAGAGAUAGAGAGGGACACUCAAGACAGCAACAACUAGCAGCUGCAUUAUACAUACAGACACCAGACCACAUAAACAGUAGAGCAAAGCCUGACUGAGGCAGUCGGAGUGAAAACACAGAAGAGACGCAUCGUAGAUACAAGACAGAAACAGACACCAGACCAAAGGACAAGUCUUCAAGGUGCUCUGUUAGACCUGACAUCAAAUGGCAGACAUAUAACAGUGGAGCCAAAGCUAAGAACUAGGGAGUCUAGAAGAGACAGAAGCAGACACAUGAAAGCAGAAAUACUUGACUCAACAGGCAAAGACUGAGAGAGUCAAACAUGGCCCAAACCACUACAGAAGAAAUGCCACGGCAUUUCCCAAGACUUUCAAUGGCUGAGGUGGACGAGAAGGUACGUCUCAUAGCCGAGAAAGUUUACGCCUCAGCCCUGAAGGAGGAAGACACCAAGGAUGCUAUGGCACUGUUCACCGUGCCGGAGGACUGUCCCAUUGGUCUGCAUGAGGACAGGGAGAGGGCGCUGAAGAAGGAGCUGGCUGAGCAGCAGUCUCAAGAGUGUGCUAAGAAGAAGAAAACUUUCAUGCUGAAGCGUUCGCAGUCGAUAUCUCUACAGAUACCCAUCAGUAAUGACUGGCCCCUGUCUGUGGUUUCCCCAAUGCUGUCCCCAACCACACCUGAGCCUGAUCUCCCAGAGAGCCUCCCAGACUUCCAGAGAGUUACCAUCAGUGGAGAUUACUGUGCAGGGAUCACAGUUGAGGAUUAUGAGCAGGCAGCCAAGAGUCUCCUUGGAGCACUGUUCAUCAGAGAGAAAUACUCCCGACUGGCCUACCACCGCUUCCCCAGGACCAUUGCCCAAUUCCUCCGCAGUGCUCAAAAUGAGAAGUGGCAGGAGGAGGAUGAGGUCUUGCCAGACAUCUGGCCUUUCCCUCAUGAAGGCGAGGACCCAUACUCCAUGGAGGGUAUUCCUGAGGACCUGAACUAUGAGCUGCAAAUGAAGGACGGCAUAGUUCAUGUUUACGACAAUGCAGAGGCCCUGAAACAGGAGCAACCCCACAGUCUCCCAUACCCCGACCUUGAGACCUUUGCCAUAGACCUGAGCCAUGUCCUCGCUAUGAUAGCUGAUGGCCCAACGAAAACCUACUGUCACAGACGACUGAACUUCUUGGGUUCUAAAUUCUACCUUCAUGAAAUGCUGAAUGAAAUGGCAGAACUAAAAGAGCUUAAAAGUGUUCCACACAGAGACUUCUACAACGUCAGAAAGGUGGACACACAUAUACAUGCUGCUGCUUGCAUGAACCAGAAGCAUUUGCUUAAAUUUAUAAAGACCACAUACCAGACAGAGGCAGAUCGUGUUGUUUUGGAGAAAGGCGGUCGGAAGGUGACACUCAAGGAAGUCUUCGACAACCUCCACAUGGACCCCUAUGACCUCACCGUAGACUCACUGGACGUGCACGCUGGAAGACAAACAUUUCACCGGUUUGACAAGUUCAACUCCAAAUACAACCCCGUGGGAGCCAGCGAACUGCGAGAGAUUUACUUGAAAUCAGACAACUACAUCAAAGGAGAAUACUUCGCGCGGCUCGUCAAGGAAGUGGCUAAGGAGCUGGAGGAGAGCAAGUACCAGCAUGCUGAACCCCGCCUGUCGAUUUACGGCCGCUCUCCCAGUGAGUGGGAGAGCCUGGCAACCUGGUUCAUCCAGCACAAGGUCCACUCACCCAACAUGAGAUGGAUGAUUCAAGUUCCCAGGAUCUAUGACAUUUUCAGGUCAAAGAAAUUAGUACCACAUUUCGCCAAGAUGCUGGAGAACAUAUUCCUCCCCCUCUUUGAAGCGACAGUCAAUCCGCAGAAGCACAAAGCCACACAUGUAUUCUUAAAAUACGUAACAGGAUUUGACAGUGUGGAUGACGAGUCCAAACACAGUGAUCACAUGUUCUCUUACAAAAGCCCAAAGCCUGAGGAGUGGAACACAGACGAAAACCCUCCCUACACCUACUACCUGUUCUACAUGUAUGCCAACAUCAUGGUGCUAAACAACCUGCGCAAGGAGCGAGGACUGAACACCUUCCAGUUUCGUCCCCACUGUGGUGAGGCUGGCUCCAUCACCCACAUGGUCUCUGCCUUCCUCACGGCUGACAACAUCUCCCAUGGACUCAACCUCAAGAAGAGUCCAGUGUUGCAGUACCUGUACUACCUAGCCCAGGUACCGAUUGCCAUGUCCCCACUGAGCAACAACAGCCUGUUCCUGCAGUACUCCAAGAACCCUCUGCGAGAGUUUCUACACAAAGGCCUGUGUGUGUCGCUGUCCACAGAUGACCCCUUGCAGUUCCACUACACCAAGGAAGCUUUGAUGGAGGAGUAUGCCAUCGCAGGCCAGUUGUGGAAGCUGAGCACCUGUGAUUUGUGCGAGAUAGCCAGGAACAGUGUGCUGCAGAGCGGCCUCUCACACCAGGAGAAGAAACACUUCAUUGGUUCCAACUACCUACAGGAUGGACCAGCAGGCAACGACAUUCGGCGGACAAACGUGGCACAAAUCCGCCUGGCCUACCGCCAUGAAACACUGUGCAACGAGCUCAGUUUUCUCGUGGACGCAGUGAAGACAGAGGUUGGAACUAACCUACCUGAGUGAUGAACAAGGCCAGCACAAACUGUGUCUGGAUAUGUCCUAAGGGAUUGAGGGGCAUAGGUUACAAAGCAUAUAGAUUUUUUUUUUUUUUUUUACAUUUUCUUAUAAGUCCUACUGACCCAGAUUUAAAGGGGGUUCAUACUAUUUUCUUACUAUUUUAUGUUGUUCUUGGUAAAGGCAUUUGGAGUGGCCUACCUAAUGUAGAAUUAUAAAAACUUGAUUUUAAGACUAUUGAAAGAUGUAUCUAUGACCUCUGGCAAUCACUAUGUGCCUCAUUUUACUGGGAUAGAGGUUUAUUUUCUUUUGAAGGAUGUUAAGCUUACUGCAUUUUGAACAUUUGAAAACCUGAUUUAGAAUGGACGCAUUUAGAUGCAGGAUAUGGAAUUAAUUCCAUUGAAAAAGUUUCCAAAUUUACAAAAUUCUGACUGCUAGGUGAAUUGUUCGUGUCAUUUUUGCACAUAUGCAUGUUUCAAAACACUUUAUUUAAGACUUGUAAUCCUUAAAAAGUGUAGAAGAAAGAUAGCUUUAAGGCUGCAGUCAGAUUUGCAUUUUCACAAUGAAUUUGUCAAUUACAUGAUUUUGAUGGAAAUGAGUAAGAGGUCAAGCGACUAUUCAGAGAAACAGGUCCAAGUAUAACCAAGCCUAAAAGCUAGUUUUAUGAGAGCACUGAAGUGAAAUCUGUAUCACAAAUCCCUGUUAAACUCACCACCAUGAAAAGACUAAGACUUUCUUUUUUAUGUUUGUCAUUUCUCAUAGUUUUUCAUAUGGAAAAUAAAGACUGCAGAACAGUCAA
Messenger RNA from Toxotes jaculatrix (banded archerfish), 4036 nucleotides. RefSeq names its product adenosine monophosphate deaminase 3b (gene ampd3b). Lineage: Eukaryota; Metazoa; Chordata; Actinopteri; Toxotidae. Gene Ontology annotation, biological process: AMP metabolic process; IMP salvage. Bases 943 to 3246 code for a protein of 767 amino acids. Gene Ontology annotation, molecular function: AMP deaminase activity. The record is from RefSeq and is a predicted model, not a curated record. Gene Ontology annotation, cellular component: cytosol. The transcript is spliced from 15 exons.